AUGUAAGAAUACUGGACAGAUCACAGUGUCCAGUUUGCGGUCCAAAGCGACGCACGUUUAGAAGCUGCCGAAGAAUAGAAUACGUAAACGCUUCCAAAUACGGUCCAAGACUUCGACGGUGAGACAGACGCGAAACCCGCGGCAAUUUUAUAAAUGAAUUUGUGUUAAACUGAGGUGAUUGUGUUAUAAACGUAUAAAUUAUAAAGUUCAGUAAGCGUGACUUGUAAUCUGACGGAAGUCAGCGACGCGUACAAGCUCGAUUAGUGUAUAAGUAUCUAUAUAAUAAAUUAUCGACCGCGUAAGAUAUCCGCCACCAUUACGAAGUAGAUUUUUGUACUUAACCGUAAGUAUCUCAAUUAGUAUCCCCUGUUACGGAUAUGAGUGGCGUGCAAGGACGAUUUUGCUAAGUGUAACGUGUUUAUCAUAAUGGACUCCUUACUUCAGUAUCAAAGUGACCUGUCGCAAAGGCUCUCGCAAACUCUGUCGGAAAUGGCCUACCCAGACCCUAACAACAACGACGGAUGCGAUACCACCACCCCUCCGAAGGAAGACAAAUAUUCGUUACGUCCUCGCUCUUUGAGACGUACGACGGAGACUUCGAGGAAACCUGAAAACGAGACUGAAAAGCUGAAACCAACAAAAAAUCCGAAGCCUAAACAGAAGCCGGCACCUUUAAGUAAAUAUAGGCGUAAAACGGCGAACGCAAGGGAAAGAAGUCGCAUGCGAGAAAUUAAUCAAGCCUUUGAGACUUUGCGACAAGCAGUUCCGCAGCAUAUGUCGGUGGCCAACGUUGGCACAAACGAAAAACUGACAAAAAUUACCACGCUGAGACUGGCGAUGAAAUACAUAUCGACGCUUAGUGCAACCCUUAACUCUGGAGACUCGUCUAGUAUUGACAUACUGUCCGACUACAGCGAUUUGGAUUGUCUCCUCUUAGAAUCCGACGGCGAGUCGCUUCCGUUAUCGGACCACUCGCUUUUGGCAUCUCCAGAUUUUCCAGAGCCAUCCCUUUCGCCCGUAGACUUCGGGGACCCUCUUCUACCUGCUUUGCUUCACACAGACUUCACCGAACACGCACUCGAUGCGACGGACUUUAGUGAUUUUUUGUUGACGUAACGUCGGUGAAACCGAGUCGCAAACUCGAAAACACUUACGUCCCUGUGUAUCAUACUUUUACGCUUUAGUGUAGAUUUUAAAGUAAAAAAUGAGGGCAUUUCUUUAAACGAAGGGUACGCCCAUUUAUUUGUUUAGCCACAAAGUAAAUCUUGCCUUUUAGUUUAGGGAUGUACUAUUUUGUAAAUUUGUUACCUAUGGAUAUUAUUACUUGUGUAAGUCGAAGUGUUAAUUUAAUAAA
Photinus pyralis (common eastern firefly) is the source of this 1354-nucleotide messenger RNA. Its product is annotated as helix-loop-helix protein delilah-like. Gene Ontology annotation, molecular function: protein dimerization activity. The transcript has a single exon. The coding region runs from base 427 to 1116 and encodes 229 amino acids. NCBI's taxonomy places the organism in Eukaryota, Metazoa, Arthropoda, Insecta, Coleoptera, Lampyridae. The record is from RefSeq and is a predicted model, not a curated record.